Molecule: messenger RNA, 1051 nt
Organism: Lolium rigidum
Lineage: Eukaryota; Viridiplantae; Streptophyta; Magnoliopsida; Poales; Poaceae
Exons: 3
Coding region: 98-706 (202 amino acids)
Molecular function (GO): RNA binding
Source: RefSeq, a predicted model, not a curated record
CGCCGACAUCGCCGUUCCCCUUCUUCGUCGCCGCGUCACUGCUGCCUCCGCCCCGUCCCCGAUCUUCGGCCAUUGGAUUUUGAGAAGUCGUGCUCCAAUGGCGACAUCCGACGAACAGGUUGAGCAGGAGUAUGCUGAUUUUGAGGCGAGGGUCAAGAGAACAAUAUAUAUCGAUCACCUCUCCCCUCUGGUUACUAGCCAAAUCAUCAAAGCGGCUCUUUCCCAGUGUGCCAAAGUUGUCAGUUCGGAGUUCAUCGUCAACUACACGAUCCCGUACGAUAUCCCUGCCGCUGCAUUGGUGGAAUUGGAGGACGAGUCGCAAGCCAAGGCUGCUGUAGACCUGAUGCACGAUUUCCCCUUCAUAAUUGGUGGGAUGCCCAGGCCUGUAAGAGCUGCCUAUGCAAAGCCCGAAAUGUUUCGGAAUCGCCCUAGCCGGCCUGGCUUGGGGAUGGAAUUCCGCUGGGUAAAGGAAGGAGAUCCAGAGUACGAUGGGAUGGAUAAACUGAAGAGACUUGCAAAGAGGCAAGAUGCAGAGCAGAUGGCACUCGUCAAGAAUCAACUGGAAGAGGAGGAGGAGCUGGCGACGCAGCAGCAGGAGACACUUGAUGAAAACUACAAGAAGUACCAAAUGCUUGAGGAUAUAGUGCGAAACGGGGAGAUUGAUAACCUUGCUCGCCAUUAUGAGAUCAACCUGCGCCACGACUGAUCAGUUUCGACAGUACAUGAAACAGCCCCGGAGAUUGCAGUCCUAGUGCAAGCUAAUUUUCCUUCUGGUUCUGGCUCGGUCCACUCAUGAAUGUGUGUGACCGUAACAACCCAUCGACUAGUUUGAUGCAGCCGCACUCUACUUGUGUCCAGCUGCAUCCUCUGUGUGAAUAGUAGUUCGCAGUGUAAUAGCUGUUAACACCUUGAUGGUAACGCUUAGUGUAAUCUAGUACGAUCUCUGAGUUUAGCAUCCCAUGAAGAUAAUCCAACCAUGUCUGAUGCUGUCUCCUGUAUUAUGUGGAACUUGCUUAUCGGAGAUGUCAUUGCCUUGGUUUAGUCGUGUUGA